GCAUAACGCAAGAUAGUUCGCUGAUGUUCUGAUUUCUGAGUGUUGUCGGAAUGCUACAAACGUUGAAACGAACCUUCGGGCUGUUUGGAUUGUCCGUCACAAGCACGCAGCAAGAGGUUGAAGAAUAUCUCGUGUGCUAGUCCGCAACACUGGAGCACUGAGAAUAUUUGAAGCAAGAGCGAAAUAGAUUUUACGGUAUCCUUUCUUCAGUGAGGAUGGUCGACUGAAGAGUUCCUACGACUUUGAGUCGACACUUGUGACUUAGCAAGUUUCCAGGCCAGCUAUAGAAUUACUCUGUGGUCUGGCUAUUGCUUACAAGUGGCGUUCGUUGCGGGCUGCGCUGGGCGAGAAAUGGCUUGAAGAGCCACUUCAGCGCACCACCCCUGCGGCAGCGAGCGUGCCUAGACGCAAACCGUUAGCGUGGGUUGCGGACUGGUCGACGAUAAUAUGUCGGUCACGGUUCUGCAUAGCAUCGUCAGAUCCCGUAAUGCUCGUCCGCAAGCCGGCGCUCCUGUUGAAGAUGCCAGCAGCAGUUCGGUCGCUGCUAGCGCGGCUGGGCAGGCAGCGUGUGCCAAGGCGAGUAAUGAGAGCUCAGUAGGAGUGACCUUGUGUUCGCCGCUAGUGUCCUCCGACCCGCGUUCUCAAGCGGGCCUCGGGUCCAGUGACCAACAUGACGAAGCCAAGCUCUGUUCAUUAGAUGUUCCGAUGACGAAGCUCGACGUUGAGCAGCACCCACUGGGUCGACCAGCUGCUAAACAACUGAGGAAGCGACGACUCAGCAGCUUUCUGGGUCGAAGGGACACCACGAACGGAGACGGUGGCCGCUGGAGGUCCUUUGUGAACUACUUUCAAAAGGGCGUGUUUUUCGAAGACCCCAAGUAUGAAGAGAAUGUGUUCUUGACGUCCAAGCGUAUGGGAUCGCCAUAUUUGGUGGCGUUCAGCAAGGCCAAGUCGCUACACUACUUCUCCAUUGAGAACCGAUUCCGCCGGUUCACCAUCCAUCUCGCUACCAACGAAUUCUUCGACUACCUGAUCAUCCUGACCAUCUUGAUCAACUGUGUACUUCUGGCCAUGAACAAUGGCAACGAAUUAGCUGAGCUGCUAUUUGCUUCUCUCUACACUCUGGAGAUGGUUUUGAAGAUCAUUGCGUUUGGAUUCUUCCAUCACCGUCUGUCCUACCUGCGCAACCCAUGGAACGUACUGGACUUCGUUGUCGUUGUCUUCGGGUGGAUGACCCUUAUUCCAGGACUGUCCAAUUUCUCCACAAUACGUGCUUUCCGUGUACUUCGAGCACUACGCACAAUCAAUGCACUCCCUGGUCUGCGCAUCAUGGUGACGUCCGUGCUGUCCUCACUCAAGGCUCUCGGCGACGUCUUCAUCCUGAUGUUGUUCUUCCUGUUCGUCAGCUCAGUUCUCGGCUUGCAGCUGUUCAGAGGCAACCUGUUACAGAAGUGUGUGUUGCCAGAUGACAGCGAUCCGACGUUCACCAAUAUGACAGCUUCUUACGGAAACGAGAGCGCGCCAAUCAAUCACAUCAACUCGUCAUAUUGGCUGAAAGACAGCCUAGGUGACUUCAUCGUCUGUGGCAACUCCUCCUCUGCAACACCGUGUCCUGCACCCAGUGUUUGCCUGGGGGAUAUCGGGCAGAAUCCUAACCAUGGCUACACAAGCUUUGAUCAUUUCGGCUUUGCCUUCCUCACCAGUAUACAGCUAUUUACCCUGGAUUACUGGGAGAAUGUCUACAUAUUGAUAAUUGCAGCAUCUGGUGCGGCCGCCGUUACCUUCUUCUACUUUGUGGUGUUUGGCGGCGCGUUCUACACACUCAACUUGGUACUGGCUGUCGUCACUCUCUCCUAUAACAAAGCCAGCGAAGGAGAGAUGGCCAGGGAUUUGGAGCUGUUAGACGCUGCACAAGUGGCAUACAACGAGGAAGCAAGUCUGAGCUCCAGAAUCAACCUGUGUCCGCCCGAGAGUGCUACCAGUAACGACAGCAACAGCGGGAACAGUGGUAAUGGCGGAGCUAACUCAGCCACAGCUACUGAGCCACCGGUGGAGUUGGAAUGCACACGAGCGAGACCAACCGCCGGCAGUACUGCAAAGCCCUCUCUUGCUCCGCCGACCACUAGCCUACUGGCACCAGCAGCAGCACCAGCAGGUCGGUUACCCACAAUGACUCUAAGCCCGCUGGACCCACCCCGCCCGCCAAUGGAGGAUUCGCCGUACAGGAGAGAUCGCCGCGUGUCAGCCCCACCAGCCUUUAGUUUGCCAACCACCGUGCACGGAGAGGUUACUGAAGACAAGCUUCGUCAAGAAGCCCGCUCGCCGAAGAAGCCUAGCACUCUACACAUACCAAGCCUAGAUUCACAACAUGCACGGCCUGGACAAGCUACGCAAGCAGCAGCUGCUGAUGAGACAUCUAGCUCUACGCAAAAUGAACCAUCGCCUCGCCCUUCUAACGCGUUGCCAGCAGCUUCCGCGGAUGGCAAGCAGUCUGAAAGUGGCCUUGCCCUGCCAUCCCUUGAUAAUGUAUUUUCUGAACAAUCCCCCACUGUCAAGCCACCCAGUCAACAACUGACCAUUCUGCCGCCGAUCCUUUCCGACUGCAGACUACCCGACAUGCAUGUUCGUACUCCGACACGUUUUGGUCUGGACCGCGCCCUCACUCUGCCAGUUUCCCCGGAAGACAUGUCCUUGGGUAAACUGCCUCCGAUGACGUUGAAGACGCCCGCGUCCCAGGCCAUUGUCCGGGACUCGUCGCCCUCGCCGAAGAGCCAGCGACAGAUGUCGGACACGUCACUGCCGGGGCAAACAGUCACACCGCCGCUGAUGCAGCAUGAGCCAGCGUGUCUGGACGAUCCCGACAGCACGGACGACGAUCUCUCUCCGUUGCCAGCGGCGCCCAGUCGGACUGGCGGUCGUCGUGAAUCGACAACGUCUGCCGGGGCAGGACCCACUCUACACAGUCAGCUGUCAUCCGCGUCGGGGGCAAUGUUCACGAAGCGUUCAGUCAGCUCCAAUAGUGGUCAUUCGCGUUCAAGCAGUCUGACAUUUGACCUGCGUCCAGCACCGCUACCUCUCCCUCCAACAGUGUUUGUCCAGGACGAAGAUGAGAAUGUCGUGGAGGCUGUCAGAGUGCGCACGCGACGACGCCUGUCUCACCACGUUGACCAGGUGCUGUUACCGGUGGCUCGGCGUACUGCCAAGUUUGUCAAGUCCACUCAGUUUGAGAUCCUGAUUAUGCUCUGCAUCGCGCUCAACACCGCCCUGCUGGCUAUUGAGCACCCAUUCAUGGACCCUGACCUAUCGGUGGGUCUGUGUAGCGCUAAUCUGGCUCUCGGAACAGUGUUCUUGAUCGAGGCCAUUCUGAAGAUGUUAUCCUACGGGCUGAAAAACUACUUCAGAGUAGCGUGGAACGUCUUCGACUUCCUCAUUGUUCUCUUCUCCAUCAUUGAGUUCAUCCUGAUGGCCGCUGGUAGCGGAAUAUGCAGCGUGGAAUCUUCCAACAUCGCCACCGUCUUCCGAGCAUUUCGACUGUUGCGUGUGUUGAAGAUGGCGCAGUCCUGGAGCACAAUGCGUUCCCUGCUGGCUAUUAUAGCUAACAGUAUCAAGGAUCUUGGCUACCUGACUCUGGUGAUGGGUAUCAUUCUGUGCACAUUCGCACUUGUCGGGAUGCACUUGUUCCAACCAUACUACACCACCUAUGCCUUUGCACCUGAUCCAAUACCUCGCUGGAAUUUCACUGACUUUGGAAACUCGCUGAUGGUGAUAUUUCGCAUUGUGUGCGGUGAAUGGAUUGAACCCCUUUACGACACAAUGAGGGCCAGUAGUCCUGCCGCUGCAAUCUUCUAUCUCAUCGUGUUGGCAGUCGGAAACUUCCUGAUCUUGAAUCUCUUCUUGGCUUUGCUGCUGAAUUCAUUCGACGUGGAACAGAUACGACAGAGCAAGAGUGAGGAAGUGAAGUCGAAGUCCUUUGCAAAGCGGCUGAAGAAGGCUGUGAAGCGACUGAACUGCUGUAGACGGCAGAAGAUCUCGCCAAAGACGCGGAGAAGAUCACGACACAACACGUUGACCUCAGAAGCCGGAGAGGAACUUGCACAACAAGCGGAGAAGGCUCGGAAAGCACCGGUCGAGAGUGCAGCCAGCACAGGCAAUGUUAGAAAGCUGCGUCCUGAGAACACGAGCGGUGUUUCUCUACCCGAUCGAGCUAACGUUAGAAAAAAACCAUCAACAAACAUUGCCACCAGUGUGGCAGCGGCAGCAGCAGCUAAUUCUGAUACGCUGACAUACACUCACAAACAAGAGUCAAGCGCGUCGGCUGUUCGUAUCGACAUUGGCGAUUCGUCGCCGCGACCAAGUCGUCAAAGCGAGUGCUCAACGCGCACCCUCCUGAUGGCUGAGAACUCCGAGAGGACGGUCGACGAACUGCACGUACGCAAACGUAAUCUGAGCGAGUCGUCCACUGGCGGUGUGCCGACGCUUACUUUAACUCCCAUGGAUAUGUGCGAUACAACGACAGCAGUGUCGGCCGCAGCAGUGAGGACGGUGGAAACACACCGCCUGUCUCUGGAAGAGCAGACCAUCAACGACGCCGGUAAGCAGGAAGUGCGUCUGUCCGUCACCGAGACACGCACUCGCUCCUCGUCAUUCUCGUCUGAGCGCUCCGCCACCAACCUUGCCGUGGUGUCGUCGGUGGACGGUGGCAAGAGUAGUGUGUCACUACAGCCGAGCCAAGCCAGGAUCGGCAGCGUGACGUCUAACAUUAGGACAAUGCGCCAGACAGCAGCAGGUGGUAAUCCACAGAGCGGUAGCAUCGGCGGUGGUGGUGGUGGUGGUGACGGUGAUCAAUGCUGUACGUGCAUCACGUCGCACCGGUGCUGUCACCUGUGGUGCCUGUGUGCGUUCACGCCCAAACGCACCAUGUCCGGCGCUGAUGAAGUGGAAAUGGUGCGACUGGAUCCCACGUCUGGCCGUGCAGCUGACCCUGGAUCUAGCGGAGAUGAGACCAGGAGGAGAGGUUGCAAGCAUGGCUGUGUGUCGUUCUGGCGGAAAUGCCAGGAGUUGCUGGGGCGUAUAGUGUCGCAUAGCUACUUCGACAACAUCAUACUGGUGCUCGUCAUCUUCAGUAGCAUCUCAUUGGCGUUUGAAGACAGCACAGUGGAGAAGGACUCUCCGAGGGAUAACAUACUCCAGACCCUGAACAUAGUCUUCACCGCAUUGUUCACUGCCGAGCUGCUCGUGAAGAAUGUGGGUCUGGGUCCGAGGACGUACUUCAGCAGCCCGUGGAACUGGCUGGAUGCCAUCAUAGUACUUGUUUCACUGGCCAGUUUAGACUACACGGGUGACAAUAGCAAUGAAAGCUUAUCAGCACUGCGUGCUCUGAGGACACUACGCUGCCUCAGACCACUACGCACCAUCUCUAGGUGGAAUGGAAUGAAGGCUGUUGUCAACGCUCUGCUGAAAUCCAUCCCUGGAAUCAGUAACGUUCUUCUAGUGUGCUUCAUCAUCUGGCUCAUCUUCAGCAUUCUCGGUGUGCAGUUCUUCGGAGGUCUCUUCUACAAGUGUAUGGUGGAUGGCGAGCGCGUCUCUCAUACCAUCGUAGCCAACAAGAACGAGUGCAUCUCGCUGUACAACGAGGAGGCAUGGGUGAACUCUCCGCAGAACUUUGACAAUGUGUUCAAUGCUGCGCUGUCCCUGUUUCAAGUGGCAACCUUUGAAGGCUGGAUCGAGCUAAUGGCGGACGCUGUCGAUGCCACUGGUCUAAAUCAGCAGCCCAUCUACGACAACAACUUUGCAGCCAAUCUCUAUUUCGUUGUGUUCAUCAUCAUUGGCUCUUUCUUCGUUCUCAAUCUCUUUAUUGGUGUGAUUAUCGACAGCUUUGCUCGAAUCAAGAGAGAGAAUGAGAACCAGCCAACGUUUUCCAAGUUUCUCACUCCAAGUCAACAGGCCUGGAUCAAGACUUGGAAGAAGAUGGCUGACCGGAAGCCCAUCAAAACAGCCAAGCCACCAAAGGGCCGGGUCCGGCGUUUCUUCUACAAGAUUCUGGAUGACCCUCGUUUUGAGGUAGCCUUGAUGCUGACCAUCCUAGCCAAUGGUGUGCUCAUUGCUACAGAGCAUCACAAUCAGAGCAAAACCUGGACGGAGGUUCAGUUCUACCUGAAUCUGACUCUGACCACCUUUUACAUACUGGAGGCUACUGUCAAGAUCUACACAUGGCGCAAGGCCUACUUUCAAAGUGGCUGGAACCUUUUUGACCUUCUCAUCAUUAUGUUGGGAAUUGCCGGUAAUAGGCUGGUACUGGAGCUCUACUCGCAGAACUUUGGCCUGAACCCGUCGUUCCUGCGCAUGGCGCGGCUGGUGCGCAUAGUGCGUGUGCUGCGCCUGGUGCGGCGUAUGCAGGGACUGCGUCGUCUGCUGUUCACGCUGAUGUACUCACUGCCGGCGUUGAUCAACGUGGGCGCCCUGCUCAUUCUCACCAUCUACAUCUACUCCAUCCUGGGCAUGUCCGUGUUUGGACACGUCAAACGCACCGGGGUGCUCAGCGACCAGAUCAACUUUGAGGACUUCCCGCACGCCUUCCUGGUGCUGUUCCGCGUGGCCACUGCGGCCGGGUGGAACGAAGUGCUCUACGGCUUGAUGGUACAGCCGCCGUUCUGUGAUCCCAGCUACAAGGGCUUGCCCAAUGGCAACUGCGGCCGUCCCAUCGUGGGCCCGCUGUACUUGGGUUCGUUUGUGAUGAUCUCCUAUCUGAUUGUAGUCAAUAUGUACAUAGCCAUUGUGCUGGAGAACUUCGCCGAGACCGAGGAGGUGGGACUGGGCGAUUCCGAUCUGGAGACGUUCUACGAAGCAUGGACGAAGUUCGACCCGGCCGCCACGCAGUUCAUCCCGUUCUACGACAUUCAGCGGCUGAUACGUGCGAUUCCCAGGCCGCUGGGCAUACCGGCGGCGGACCUGAAAACGAUAGCCGCGCUGGACAUCCCGCUGUUCAAGGACGACGAGAAUGACAUGAUGGUGGCACACUGCCUGGAUGUGAUGGAUGCACUGGUACGCCGUGUGCUGACCAAGGCCCUGGGAGACAUGGAGGACUCCACGUACUUUGCCGAGAUGAUGCAGCAGACGCAGGAGAAGUUCAACGAGAAGUUCCCGAACCGCUCCAAGAUCAAGCCGGUGUCGUCGUCCGGGGAAAUGGUGCAUGCCACCAUAGCCCUGCAGAAAGCCGUGCGGAGAUUUCUGAGUGCAAAGCGUUUGCGCCGUGAGGCCGAGGCUAUUGCAGAAGAGGAGGCCACCUCGCCUAGGAAGGCCAUGGUCCUGUCUGCCCCCUUGGCUGCCGUUCUCUCUCCUGCCAGUCCCACCACCGCUGUUAUGGCCAACACGCCAGGGGGGCAGCAUCAGCAAGUGUUUGAUUUCAAUCUGACGCAUCAUUCAGCUGCGCAACUGCGACAGUCAAACCGCCCGCAGAGUGCAAGCUCAUCUCACCUUCGCUCCGCUGCCACGACAUCGCAGCAUUCUCUCAGCAGUAGAUUGGAACCGGACACCACACGGGCCAAAGCUACUGGUGGCGGUUUGCUGGGCGUGGCGGACACCAGAAGUUCCCGGUCGAUCGCCGGCAGAGCUGCUGGCAUCAUUCGCCAGGACUAUUCAACAUCUACCAGAGAGCUGUAUAAGCAGCAUAGCCCGUCAUCUGAAAACAAACCGUUGAUAAGCGACGCCAGCACGAGUAGUGACAGCCUACCCAAUUCCCCAUUCGGUGCCGGGCUGGGACGAUUUAAACGCAGCUCCACGUUGGACAGCACCACAGGCACAACUAGCCGCCCAAGGUCACCAGCUGCCAAACAGCAAUCUGCAUCAUCACUGCAGCCUGGUGGUCCGGCAUCUACUCGUGCUCAACGUCAUAGCCUCCCGGCACCAAUGUCCACGGGGCUUCCGCCCGGCACGCAAUGUGCCGACGAUGCCAACAUGCCUGGCGCAGCACGGAAGACAGGCACGGACAAGGGCUCAGAUAAACCACCAACCAGCGCAAGCCGAGCACAGCCAGGCACCAGUGCAGCUAACGCCGCAGUGCCCACGCUUUGCGUCGAAACGUCUCGAGUUAGCCCGGCAGUGACUGUGUCUUGUACUCCUGAUGCAGAGCAUGUCGCCGCAGAGACAGGGCGAGCGCUACCAGCCAUCACAACGUCACAAGACACCACAUCACCAACUGCCAAACCUGUAAAUCUCGCUCCCAGCGCAGCAGUGCAUGUCACUGCAGAUUCAUCUCCUACAGUGGUGGUGGGCAAGAGCAGAGUGAUGGCGAGACCUACUGGUCGCUCGCUGUUUGCAUCCUCUGACAACCUACGAUCAUCGUCGUCUGCCAAUGAAAUCACCGCCUCCGCUCGGCAAACAUCCAGCCCCAGAACCUCACUUACCAGCCUCGGCUCAAGACUUGCCUCAGCUGCUCGCGCAGUUUCAACUAAAUCACUGCGCGUGUCGCCCGUCACUUCGUCCCCGCACUCCUCCGCUCCGGGAACUCCGAGGCUAACACGCUCCACGAAGUCUCUCCACUCCCCUUCUUCGGCGGUGCAUGUCAGCCAUGGGGAUAGCGGUGCAUCUCUGAAACGGUCAGCCCACUCGAUGGUGUCGGGAAAAUCUCCACAGCUUUCCAGGUCUGGUCGAGUGCUACAGCCGGGGGAGUCCCUACGUCGCACCAGAUCAGCACGUACAACAGAGGAAGGCGAAACCCCUCAUCUCUCUGCUCACACCAGCGGCAACAGUCUCAAGCAAUCCACUCCCAACUUGAACCUCCCCGAUGAAACAACAAUUGAAGAGCUUGUUUGACGCUCAUUAUGAUUGCAUACGUUCUGCUAAAUUUUGUUGAGAUGCUCGAAAUCUAAAAUCCGCAAAUGAGGCAAUUUAAAAAUCAGUCCUAUCCUAAGUUAUCAGCACACAAUUGCUAGAUAUAAGCGACCAAAUGCCGCUGGACGGCAUGAACUGAUAUUUAUCUCAUCGUUGAAACUUGUCUGAACCUUAUUUGUAUUUUUGCGCUAUUGUAGGCACAAGGAAUUUUGAAGAAGCUGAACACAAAAAUUGCUGAAAAUUAGGCAUAGUGAGGAUGCUGCUGCGCGAAGGUUUUUAGAAUUAGCCUCACAAAAAAUGUAUUGCUGCUUUUUUCUUAGAAUUUGAAUUCAGGUUUGACCAGAUCCACCAGUCAUAAACACAACACACUGCCAAGUA
This is a messenger RNA of Sycon ciliatum, 9207 nucleotides long. Its product is annotated as sodium channel protein 60E-like. Gene Ontology annotation, biological process: membrane depolarization during action potential; neuronal action potential; sodium ion transmembrane transport. The transcript is spliced from 23 exons. Bases 448 to 8811 code for a protein of 2787 amino acids. Gene Ontology annotation, cellular component: voltage-gated sodium channel complex; plasma membrane. The record is from RefSeq and is a predicted model, not a curated record. Gene Ontology annotation, molecular function: voltage-gated sodium channel activity. NCBI's taxonomy places the organism in Eukaryota, Metazoa, Porifera, Calcarea, Leucosolenida, Sycettidae.